AUGGAACGGAUAGAGCCCCGCUUAGAUAUGUAUGCCAUAAGCUGUGAGCACGCAGGUUGGACGCGUAGAGGACACACGCAUCAGGGAAACUUGUACACCGGACAGACAGUUGGGGAUGUAAUGAAAUGCAGACUGAUGGUUGGAGCAUUAUUGUUCGCAAGUGACUGGAGAAAUCAUAUGACACAUACUAAAGCCAACUUAGACAAUGAUAAGGACAUGAAGGCUAUUAUGAGGUGCAUCGUGGCCAAUGUUUUUGCGUAUAUAUUGGCUGAAAUACCGUGUGGAUUUCAGUGGCUAGGACCAGACCAGGCAUGGUACAUCAUGAGAAGCAUGGGAGACACGGGUGGGGUAGUGAAUCCAAUUUCACGUGGCACAUGUACGCUGGAUGAGUACAAGGAUACAAAGGUAGGAACAGCGGAUUUACAGGGGGCGGUAAAAAACUGGUUACAGCAAAGUACAACGAUAAGUGCUCGUAUAAACGCAAUACAGAAGAACCCCAAAUGCAACAUAAAAUGGAAAAUCUACAAGAAAGAAAUGGAAGCCAAAGGAGAAGCUGAAGAUAGUUCCAGUAUGUUUAAAGAGGAGGACAUGCAACGUUUAGUGAAAAAGCAGGUACAAGAAGUGUUUACGAAAAUUAGGAACACAGUACAAAAGAAGGUGCAGAGGGCACGAAAUACAACAGGGGGAUCCCGAGACCUCCGGGAUAGUGAUGUUGACUCUGCGGACGAGGAAGAGGAAGAGCAGCAGAACGCCCAAAAGGACAUGAAGGAAAGGACAGGCGCUGGAGGACCGGCGGCCCCCAAGCCCGCGGCCACGAAACCACAAGCACCGGCAUCUCCAGAGCAGGCACCAGCAUCACCACCGGCAGGAGAAGACGGGAAAAAAGGAGCAAAGGGUGAAGCAGGUCCAACCGGACCACAAGAGGAUCCCGCAUCAGGGGCAGCUGCUGCACAAGCUCCAGAUAGUAAAGAACCACGACAACCGGGAUCGUCCGCGGUUGAAGACUAUAAGAGCAUAUGUGAACACACGGACUCCGCUCCACAGAGCACUACUGUAAUAUCCUCCGGUGCUUCAAGUGUUAGUAUUACGCCUGUUACUUACACUUAUGGGGCGGAAGCACCAUGUAAAUUUCUGCAGGAACGCGCAGAACAGGCGGAAAGAGCAAAGACCACCCCGAAAACUGUGGAGAACACAAAAAAUACUAAACGAGACAGUGCUCCCAGCGGGGACACAAAUGUACACGGCGAUGCCGUCGUCGAUGGCGGCAGUCCGGAUGACCCCCCUCCUCUCAAUCCACCCAAACCAAAACCGAACCCAAAUCCGGAGCAGACAGGCCGUAUCGGUACAGGCGGAGACCCCGGUCAGGCGGGAAAGGACGGCAAAAGUGGUGAGGACGGAGAUCCUGGGAACAAGGCUGCGGAUCAGGAUGAAUUCUCC
Plasmodium fragile is the source of this 1437-nucleotide messenger RNA. RefSeq lists its product as uncharacterized. The record is from RefSeq and is a predicted model, not a curated record. The transcript has 4 exons. NCBI's taxonomy places the organism in Eukaryota, Apicomplexa, Aconoidasida, Haemosporida, Plasmodiidae. The annotation marks the transcript as partial.